GCAGAGCGGGCGGCGGCAGCGGCAGCGGAGGCGGCGGCUCCAGCCGGCGCGGCGCGGGGCUCGGCUGUGGGAUCCGCCAGCGGUGCGAGCUCCGCGCUCCCUGCCUCGUUCCCUGCCUGGGGCGGUCGAUCGAAGGGCGCGGCGCGGAGCCCGGGUGGCCCGAGGGCGCGAAUCCAGCCUUGGCACAUCCUCCUGUCCCCUUGGUUUUGGAAGUCCCAGGAAGAGUUUGGCCUGGAGGAGGAGGAAGAGGAGGAGGAGGGCAUUGAUGCACUUGGUGCAGCCAGUGGUGAAGAGAUGGCUGCUCCUGUCCCGUGGGCCUGCUGUGCUGUGCUUGCUGCCGCCGCUGCUGUGGUCUACACCCAAAGACAUAGUCCGCAGGAGGCACCCCAUGUGCAGUACGAGCGCCUGGGCUCAGACGUGACUCUGCCGUGCGGGACAGCCAACUGGGAUGCAGCUGUGACUUGGCGAGUGAAUGGCACAGACCUGGCUCCUGACCUGCUCAACGGCUCCCAGCUCAUGCUCCGUGGCCUGGAACUGGGCCACAGUGGCCUGUAUGCCUGCUUCCACCGUGACUCCUGGCAUCUCCGCCACCAAGUCCUGCUGCACGUAGGCUUGCCUCCGCGAGAGCCCGUGCUCAGCUGUCGCUCCAACACCUACCCCAAAGGCUUCUACUGCAGCUGGCAUCUGCCCACCCCCACCUACAUCCCCAACACCUUCAACGUGACUGUGUUGCAUGGCUCCAAAAUCAUGGUGUGUGAGAAGGACCCGACCCUCAAGAACCGUUGCCACAUCCGCUACAUGCACCUGUUCUCCACUAUCAAGUACAAGGUCUCGAUAAGUGUCAGCAAUGCCCUGGGCCACAAUGCCACAGCGAUCACAUUCGAUGAGUUCACUAUUGUGAAGCCUGACCCUCCGGAGAAUGUGGUGGCCCGACCGGUGCCCAGCAACCCCCGGCGGCUGGAGGUGACCUGGCAGACCCCCUCCACAUGGCCUGACCCCGAGUCCUUCCCUCUCAAGUUCUUUCUGCGCUACCGGCCCCUCAUCCUGGACCAGUGGCAGCAUGUGGAGCUGUCAGAUGGCACCACGCACACCAUCACAGAUGCCUAUGCCGGCAAGGAGUACAUCAUCCAGGUGGCGGCCAAGGACAAUGAGAUCGGGACGUGGAGUGACUGGAGUGUGGCUGCCCAUGCCACUCCUUGGACCGAGGAACCGCGCCACCUCACCACUGAGGCUCAGGCUCCGGAGACCACGACCAGCACGACCAGCUCAUUGGUGCCCCUGCCCACCACGAAGAUCUGUGACCCCGGGGAUCCGGGCAGCGGCGGAGGACCUUCAGCACCCCUCCUGGUCAGCGUCCCUGUCACUCUGGCCCUGGCUGCCGCUGCUGCCACUGCCAACAGUCUCCUGAUUUGAGCCGGCAUCUGUCUGUCUGUCCAUCCGUCCGUCCCAUGAGGGCCUGCCAGAGCACCCGCCAAGGAGCAGGAGGCCAGAGCUGAGCCCGCACACCCGGCUCCUGUUUUGCACAUGGGCAGGAGGACCUCUGGCAUUCUCUUCAGACACAAUUUGUAGAGACCCCAGCAGGCCCAGGCCUGCCACCCCUCCUUGUCCCCCAACUUCAGCCUCACCCCUACUACGCCAGCCCAUCUCCCUCCCUGGCAGGAGCAGGGCUAUGCAGCUAACCCACCCACCAAAGACCCCCUUCAACCCUGCCCCCUUGGGCUGGAACCCUCCAAUGCCAGCGACUCCCAGGAACCCUCUGGGGGGCCUGAGGGGAGCCCCUCACACCCACAGUUCCUCUCCUGUCCCCACAUCUCCUGUCUGUCCCCAGGGUCUCUGUGGCCACCAUCAGAUGAUAAGCUCCUGACGCUGGGGGAGGGGGGCAGCCACCCCUCUCCAUCCCCUCCCCCGCGCCCACACUUUUCAGGCCCCCUCCCACUUCUGUCCCGUUUUGUACGUCCCCUCUCUGACCCUGCUCUGCCCUACAGUAUUUAAUGCCCCGGUCGGUCCCUUCUAGUCUGACUCAGUGGUAACUUGCUGUAUUUGAAUUUUUUAUAGAUGUAUAUAUGGGGGGGGAGGGGGGUUCUCAUUAAACGUCACCAUUUCAUGA
Ochotona curzoniae (black-lipped pika) is the source of this 2107-nucleotide messenger RNA. It is a transcript of the gene CNTFR, whose product is annotated as ciliary neurotrophic factor receptor. Gene Ontology annotation, cellular component: membrane; external side of plasma membrane; CNTFR-CLCF1 complex. The transcript is spliced from 10 exons. Gene Ontology annotation, molecular function: ciliary neurotrophic factor receptor activity; cytokine binding. NCBI's taxonomy places the organism in Eukaryota, Metazoa, Chordata, Mammalia, Lagomorpha, Ochotonidae. Gene Ontology annotation, biological process: cytokine-mediated signaling pathway. Bases 295 to 1413 code for a protein of 372 amino acids. The record is from RefSeq and is a predicted model, not a curated record.